UUGCCCCUCCCAAAAACUGGAUGCUGAAAAAGAACGUCAUCUACCUUUUUACGUUUAGCUUUAGCAAAAAUUAGCUAGGUGUUCAAUCAUAGAUAAAUCCUGCCGAACCAAGCGUAUUUUCUUUUGAACCGACAGCCUAAGUAAGAGCGAUAUAUUUGGCGCUCCCUGGUAUUACAGUGCCAAACAUGUAUGUAAAAGCCUUACGUCGAUGCAGAGACAUGUUGAAAGGAGAACUGGUCGUGUGAAACGCUGACUAGCUUACUCAAAGCUAACUGACGAACAGGGGCCGAGAAGCGAAAGUGGCUAAUAUUAAGGACUGCUAAGCCUAUCACAACAACGCUGGGUGUCUUAGCAUUUCUACCGUGAUCACGAGAAGAGGGGCUGAUAGAGGGAGACUGAGAGUGAGAGAUUCCUUUCAUACGCACUAGCAGUGGGUCUCUCAGGGCAGAGCCAUGGGUGCGUUCCUGGACAAGCCCAAAACAGAGAAGUACAACUCACAUGGCGAGGGCAAUGGCCUGCGCUAUGGGCUAAGCUCCAUGCAGGGCUGGCGGGUGGAGAUGGAGGAUGCUCAUACAGCUGUGUUGGGCCUUCCAGCCCUUGGUAUGACUGACUGGUCCUUUUUUGCUGUGUACGAUGGCCACGCAGGCUCUAAAGUUGCCAAUUACUGCUCCAAGCAUCUUCUUGAGCACAUAAUCACCGCUAGCUUAGGGGCUGGAAACACACAAGGCUCUCAGUCUGGAUCAGACGGCUCCAACGCUUCAGUACCAGUUCCGCCUGCAGUGGAGGCUGUGAAAGCCGGCAUCCGGACAGGCUUCCUGAAAAUAGAUGAGCACAUGCGCAGCUUCUCCGACCUUCGAAAUGGCAUGGACCGCAGUGGCUCUACGGCAGUGGGAAUUCUUCUGUCACCUGAUAAUUUCUUCUUCAUUAACUGUGGGGAUUCUCGAGCAGUUCUCUACCGCAAUUCACAGGUGUGCUUCUCCACACUUGACCACAAGCCUUGCAACCCACGUGAGAGAGAGCGCAUCCAGAAUGCUGGCGGUUCAGUGAUGAUUCAAAGGGUUAAUGGGUCACUGGCUGUAUCAAGGGCCUUGGGGGACUAUGAUUACAAGUGUGUGGAUGGUAAGGGUCCCACAGAGCAGCUGGUUAGUCCUGAACCAGAGGUGUUUGUGAUGGUUCGGGCACCAGAACAGGAUCAGUUUGUGAUUUUAGCGUGUGAUGGAAUCUGGGACGUUAUGUCCAAUGAGGAGUUGUGCGAGUUUGUGAAAUCGAGGCUUGAGAUCUGUGAUGAUCUGGAGAAAGUCUGCAAUGAAGUGGUGGAUACCUGUCUGCACAAGGGGAGUCGGGAUAACAUGAGUGUUGUGAUAGUGUGUUUGCCCAAUGCUCCCAAAGUAUCGGAGGAAGCUGUGAGGAAAGACACUGAGCUCAACAGUUACCUGGAGUCUCGAGUUGAAGAGAUGCUGUCUCGGCCAGGGGAGGAGGGGUUUCCGGAUCUGGUAACGGUGAUGAGAAACCUGUCCACUGACAGCGGCAUGCCCCCUCUGCCACCAGGGGGUGGUCUUGCCAGCAAACGCAGUGUUAUUGAAGCAGUAUACAACCGUCUGAACCCAUACAGGGAGGAGGAUGGACCCUCCUGUUUCAUUUGAGUGGAGCGGAAUUGGAGUACCACUGGUAGCUGUCCAGCACAACUGCCUGAUCGAAAAUACAGGACCACUAUUCCACAUGAGAUUACAUUCAUUGUCACCUUUUAAUUUUUUCUGUAAUUCAUUCCCCCCCCCACACUGAGAAUAACUGAAGCUGAAAUCUUGGUUUUAAAAACACCUAAUGUGGAGGACUGCAAAACUGUUUUUGUUCCUUUUUUUAAUUUUUUUUUUAUUUUAAAUAGACAAACUAUGGGGGGGGGCACUGCGUUCAUGUUCCGACUCCAGAACUACAUCUACAAUAUAAACACAGCGAGGAGGAGAGGCCAACAAGCACAGUUUCUCUUGCCCCUUGUUUUCUUUUUCUUUUUUUUUUGUGGAUUUGCAGAGACAGAGGUCACAGGUCUGAAUCUUUUAGGGUUCUGUGGUGCCUUGCUUGGACCAGAGAGAGAGAGGGAGGGAGAGAAAGGAGGACCUCAUAACUCGCCAGCCAGCCACGACCAAAACCAACCACUUGUGGAUUCAUUGUAAACACUGAGAAGGCUUAAAGUGGUUUGUGGCAUUAUUUGUUUGGAAGUGUGAACUUUUUCUUGCGCCUGACGGGGAGUUGAUCGACCACACAAGCCUGCAACUCAACUACACACCUUAAGCUAUACUGUCCAGUUCAGGAUCUGGGCGUUACUGGUACACAAACAGGAGCCAACUCUUCACUUAUUAAUGGACAUGGCUCACUGGAGAUCAUCUUACAGAACUCACAGAAAUGUAAUAAAAAUAACUAAAUGAAUCACUAUCCAAAGACCUUGAGGUUAAACCCUCAAAUUCAGGGUCUGAAAGCCUGAGAAUCCACACCUGACGAUAAGGGGAGCACUUAUGUGAGAGACUUUCUGGCACCAAAUCCCAGUUUGACUCCCGGAUAUUAUGUCCAGACUUAAAUGGGACGUGGACUGGUUUGCCCAGCUGCAACUACAUUAAACUUGAGCGUGAUAGCGACUCUCUUGCAUGUCUGCUUACUUUCUGUCUGCUCAUCUCUUUCAGGAUAUUGUCACUUGAUUUGUCACUCUUCCCUUCUGUCUGCCUUAUUUUUUAAUUUUUUGUUGUUUUAACUUCAGUUUCUCUGCUGCUUCAUGAGGCAGAAGAGACUCAGCUCUCAUUUUGCAUUUGCAGACAAUGCCAGAAUCAUAAGCUUUUGAGCCUGCUGUUGUUGAAGAUAUUAUAGAAAGAUAGAAACUGUAUAUGAAAUUCAUAAAUAUAAAAAAAUAUAUAUAGGGAGAUAUCUAUAUAGACAGAAAUAUUUUGAUUUGUUUGUUGUCCCUUAAAUUCCCAGCCAUGGUAUUCAUUGCGGCCUAAUCUGGAAAAAAAAAAGAAGGGGGGGGAGAAACACCCCCACCCAAUAGCCCAACCCAUGAUGCUGCACGCACCGUUCCCACACAGCAGCGUUCCAAAGACGGGGUUUGGGGUAAAGGAAUUCCAACCGCCCCCUCAUCCUUAACACAUGCGCACACACAAUCCUGCUCAUGCUACAGCUUGCCUUUUUCUAUCUCUCUGAUAUCCUGUGUGUGUGUGUGUGUGUGUGUGUAUUAAAAAAAAGAAGAAAAAACACAAAUACCUUUUUUUGGAGUUUAGAUUGUAAACAUUUAUUUACUUAAAAAUAUGCUUCUUUUUUUUUUGGUAUACUUUUUUUUUUAAAUUACUAUUGCUGUGGUCGUGUUACAAAUGGAUAAAGAAAACAACACGAGGAACCUGAAACAUACCUUUUACAACAUAUUGGGAGACUUUGGUUUCGGCUAUUCACUGUAUGAAGUUGAAGGAGGGACACUAGGCUGAAGAGAAGGGGUUCUACACUGAGAGUUAAAUUCGCAGUCACUGAAUUGGUGUUCUUUUUCUUUUUUCCCCUCUUUCCCCACAACCACCUUCAUUGACUUUACCUUGAAGGCACAGGGCAGUUGCUGAUUUAGGUUGGGUUUGAGUUUACCAGGAGUCUUUUGUGUUAACCUAAGCACUAAAAAGAUUGAUGGAAGCUUUAGAGAUGGAUAUUUGUCAGGAAAAAACCAAGUCUUUUACAGUGUGCACACACAUGCAUUGUCUAUGUGUGUGUAGUAUUUAGAUGGGGUUAAAAUAUGCUAUAAAUACAAACCUGUAACAUACAGGUAUAUAUAUUCAAUCAUUUAAUGGCAAAUGUAAUGUGCUUUCUGAAGUGGCAGUAUUGGAAGAGAAUAGACCUAACAGAGAUUGCUGGCUGGUUAAUGUUAUUGUGGUACACUUGCUCUUGGUGCCAUAUGACAAAUAGGUACUUGAAUGUGUAGUUAUUUUGCAGUUACAGUUGUUUUAAUGCAAUGGUAUAACUUUUCUUUGUGGUGGAGGGAGUGGGAGGGGUGGUAUCUCCUAUUGGUGCAUGUUUUGUGAUUGAGGAAGGAGUGUAAUUUGCGUGUGAUAUGCACUGGGUGGGCGGGUGGGUGAUAAUGUGGACAAUGUUCAGUAUGGUGGAACACAAUGUUGGAGAGGAAAGGCAGUGAUAGAGGAACAACCUGUAGAUGAACUGGAGCACAAAUGAGAAUAUUAAUUCACUUUUAGGUACUUAACGUACAAAUUAGAUUUCCCUUACUUUAACCCCCCCAAACCGCAUGUUUCCCAUCAUUCCCAUUGUGAAUGUUGUCAUAUCUCAGAUUCGCAUACUUUUUAACAUUGUGCAAGCUUUUACCACACUGAACAUGGUCUUCAGUUAAGGUUUUUGUUUAAGCUAUAUCAGACACUGGGCUUGGAGAGAAUUUAAGGGAGGGAAGGACAGAGAAACAUUUAUUUUUCUGAAUGUAAUUCUUCAUUAGUCACACUGAUUCCACUGCAUGGACGGAAUACAAGCAGCACUGCAGGUUCACAUUCUCUCCUCAUCGGUCAUUUAAUGGCAGAACAAGCUACCUUGGCUUCCUUUGUUUUAAAAAAAACAA
This is a messenger RNA of Haplochromis burtoni (Burton's mouthbrooder), 4579 nucleotides long. It is a transcript of the gene ppm1ba, whose product is annotated as protein phosphatase, Mg2+/Mn2+ dependent, 1Ba. The transcript is spliced from 7 exons. Gene Ontology annotation, biological process: protein dephosphorylation; positive regulation of canonical NF-kappaB signal transduction; positive regulation of canonical Wnt signaling pathway. Gene Ontology annotation, molecular function: protein serine/threonine phosphatase activity; manganese ion binding; magnesium ion binding. NCBI's taxonomy places the organism in Eukaryota, Metazoa, Chordata, Actinopteri, Cichliformes, Cichlidae. The record is from RefSeq and is a predicted model, not a curated record. Gene Ontology annotation, cellular component: nucleus; cytosol. Bases 453 to 1643 code for a protein of 396 amino acids.